GUGGCAGUGGACUAUUAAGUGAAAAACAGCUCACGUUCCCUCUCUAAAACCUUCUCCAUUUGGUAAAGUUGAAAUCCACCAAUUUCUUCACUUCUUCAUACGAUAUUGUUCACUGAUUCGAUUUCAAUCGAUAUAAGUGAGAAUUUAAUGCAAACUAGUACUUCCAUGGACUGUGCUUGGAAAUGGGACUGGGAAAACCUUGUCAUGUUCAACCCAAAUACCAUUGGAAGUCCUAAGAAGCAACUGUCAGACUGGGGUCUUGAUGUGGAUUCGGAGAUUGAUGCAGGAUCAUUUAACCUUUCAGGGGGAGUUACCGCUACAGGAUCAGAUAAUGCAUAUGGCUCCUCAGUAAAAAGUUCAUUAUCUGUUUCAACUGAUUCUUCGUUAAAGGAAGACACGAAGGCAACAAAAAUCAGUUUCGAGACAUAUCAUGACUUUCCUGGAGACUUUAACAGAAAAGAACAAUUUUCCGGGACUGAUCUAACGGAAACUUCUCCAUCCCUUGAUGCUUCAGUUGCCUCUGCUGAACCUCUUAUUGGGCUGAGACUUGGUAAGAGGACAUACUUUGAGAACAAUUCUAUGUACAGCAGUUCCAAGAAUUUAUCUAAUCAGAUAUCUCCUGUCUCAUCAACCACUACUUCAAAGAAAAUCAAAUCAUUUUGUCAGAAUGUGAUAUCUUCACGCUGCAAAGUCGAAGGUUGUAAUCUUGAACUAUCUUCUGCCAAAGAAUAUCAUCGCAAGCAUAGGGUCUGUGAAAAUCAUUCAAAAUGUCCAAAAGUGGUUGUAGGCGGUGUAGAACGACGCUUUUGCCAACAAUGUAGCAGGUUCCAUGGCUUGUCGGAGUUUGAUGAAAAGAAGCGAAGCUGCCGUAGAAGGCUUUCUGACCAUAAUGCUAGGCGCCGUAAACCACAUCAAGAUGCAAUAGGCUUCAAGUCAACAAGGCUAUCAUCAUCAUUUUUAAGUGAAAGUCAGCAGAUAAGUUUUGCAUUGAACAAUGUCCCUCUUGUUGGAAAAACAUCCGAAGAACUUCUAUGGGAAAGGGGAUGGAAUUCCAAUUUUACACUUACAAAAGGAUAUGAAUUACAAACUGAAAAAACUGUUGUCACAGAAGAACAUCCAACAUGGCCAGACAAUGGAUUAGCGCCUUCUUCUAUCAGUGUCCAAGGGCAGAAUAGACAUUUACAGUAUAAGGUAGACAAAGCCGAGGUCUUUUAUCAAGGUCAGGAAGAAGGUGAUGAGUCUUGUAAUUUGGACACAACAUCGAAAAAUAUGGAUGGUGCUCUCUCUCUUCUGUCAACUAACAAUUAUUCGACAAGUAUCGGUUUUGAUUGUCAUCGCAAUCAUGAUGGUAAUCAAACUGGAAUCCAUUGUUACAGUAGUAUCAGUUUACCUCAAGGUCCAUCAUCAGAGCAGCAAUGGCAGCCUGCAGAUGAUCUUCAGGAAAUGCAGCUCUUCAAACCAGUGUACUAUGAAACUGAGCCUUAUUUCUAUACUAGUAUUUUGAACUAAGCUGACUGUUGUAAUGCUUAAGCAUGUUUAGACUUUGUUUUUGUUUCACCUUACUUUUUUUAUAUGGAUAAAGAAACUACCUUAAUUGAGUGCUUUAAA
Molecule: messenger RNA, 1608 nt
Organism: Impatiens glandulifera
Lineage: Eukaryota; Viridiplantae; Streptophyta; Magnoliopsida; Ericales; Balsaminaceae
Product: squamosa promoter-binding-like protein 2
Exons: 5
Coding region: 148-1509 (453 amino acids)
Cellular component (GO): nucleus
Molecular function (GO): DNA binding
Source: RefSeq, a predicted model, not a curated record